UCGCCUUAUACUAUACUCUCUGCCGACAAGAUAUUAUUUUAAAUUGUAUGGCAGGUGGAUGAGGUGACGAAUUAAAGUGAAAGCGGCUGUUCGGAGAUGCUUCAGUCAGGAAAUGUAACGCACAAGAUGGAAGAAUGUCUGUCUGCCUGGCUCCAGGACUCCCCAGAUACAAGACCGACUCCAUCAUUGUCUUCUACCUCAGAGCCUGAGUCCUCCACGAUGGUGUUGCACCCGGCCCACUCCUCCAGGCUAAAGUAUGUGUCUCUGGGGGUCCUGGUGUUUCAGACCACCUCUCUGGUGCUCACCAUGCGGUACUCCCGCACCCUGAAGGAGGACGGCCCGCGCUACCUGGCCUCCUCCGCCGUGGUGUCGGCCGAGGUGCUCAAAAUCCUUGUCUGCACCCUCAUCGUAUUCAUGGAGAACAAUUUCAGCGUGCGGCUGCUGAAGGAGGAGAUUGUGAACAAGCCCGUGGAGACCCUGAAGCUGGCCAUUCCUGCGGGGAUCUACACACUGCAGAACAAUCUGCUCUAUGUUGCCUUGUCCAACCUGGACGCAGCCACGUAUCAGGUAACUCAUGAAUGA
Notothenia coriiceps (black rockcod) is the source of this 582-nucleotide messenger RNA. Its product is annotated as UDP-N-acetylglucosamine transporter-like. Gene Ontology annotation, cellular component: Golgi membrane. Bases 97 to 582 code for a protein of 161 amino acids. The record is from RefSeq and is a predicted model, not a curated record. Gene Ontology annotation, molecular function: pyrimidine nucleotide-sugar transmembrane transporter activity. The transcript is spliced from 3 exons. NCBI's taxonomy places the organism in Eukaryota, Metazoa, Chordata, Actinopteri, Perciformes, Nototheniidae. Gene Ontology annotation, biological process: pyrimidine nucleotide-sugar transmembrane transport.